UUUGUUGUUAUUGAGACACGUGGUGGAGGCGGAGGGGCGGCGGACACACACACACACUCACGUUGAAUUUAGUGCUGGAGUGCGAGGAGGAGGAAGAUAAGGACGUGCAGCCCCACAGGAGGAGGAGGAUGAAGCCGCAGUACCUGGUGGUGGACACGGCGGCCCUGGUGACGCAUGUGCCGCUAUGGGAGUAUGGAGAGACCCUGUGCAGUGUGCCAGAGGUCAUUGCUGAGAUAAGAGACAAGGAGGCGAGGCGUCGGGUGGAGGCUCUACCCUUCCCUAUCACCAUGCGCCAGCCUCUACCUCAGUCGAUAAAAUUUGUCAAUGAAUUCUCCAAGAAAACUGGAGACUACGCCAGCCUGUCUCUGGCUGACAUCAAGAUCCUGGCACUUACCUAUGAGCUGGAAGUGGAGGUGCAGGGGAACGCAGACCACCUCAACAAGGAGCCUCGCAAGAUCAUCACAGAGAGUGCUGCCACCAAGGGCAGCAGGAGGCAGAGAAGAGGCCCGGAGGAGUUCAACGACCCACCCGAAGAGUGUGAUGGGGGGCAGGAUUCUUGGACUAGCAGCACUCCACCAAGGGAUGCAGUGAAGACAGGCCCCUCAGCACUCCCAUGCAUUGCUGAGCAGCAUCUCAACAGACUGAACUCAUUCCUCCUACACCACUCCUAUGUCCUGGGCUAUACCCUCUCAAGAACAGAUCUCAACCUCCAUAAGGCAUUGAUCAGACAAUACCCACAAUUUUGCACUACUAUUGAGGGACUGAGCAAAUGUCAAGCCAAAGAUGCAUCCCUUCAUAGUGCUAUUCUCAGCCCUGUCCCAGACACACUUCCUCAUGUCAGGAGGUGGGCCGUGCACGUAGCCAGCUUCUCAGAGGCAGAGGAGGCAUCCCUUCCAACAAGUUAUCAGACGGUGGAGGAUGUUCUUCAUGGUCUCAUGGAUGAAGUGAAGGGAGAGGAGCAGAGUGUGCCAGAAGAAGCUGACACAGACCACCAGGCCGUCCCUCACCCAGAGGACACAGAAACCACAGAGAGGAAAGAGAAUGACAUGACACAAGAUGCAGAAGAUAAAUGCAGUGAAAGAAGCAUUGGCAAUGACAGCCUAAUACAUGCUGAGUGUGUAGAAGAUGGGCUGGAAGAGAAUGAAGAGGAUGGGUUGAGUGAGAAUGAAGAGGCAGGGGAAGAAGAAAAUGUAAAUGAAAGGGAAGAGGAGGAGGAAGAUGACGAUGAUGAUGGUGGUGGCUGGAUUACUUGCAAAAACAUAAAGAAACACAAGACUAGAAAGAACUUCUUUGGUGCCCCGGAGGAGGAAGAAGAGGAGGAGAGAGAAGUUAAGGUGGCAUGCAUCACGGGAGACUUUGCUGUGCAGAACGUCUUGAAACACAUCGGGUUGUCAGUGAUGGGUGUGGACGGAAAGAUCAUCAAGCGCCUCAAGACCUACAUCCUGCGCUGCUACGCUUGCUUCAAGACAACCUCAGUCAUGGAGAAGAUCUUCUGUCCCCACUGCGGCAACAAGACCCUGAAGAAGGUAUCAGUGACGCUGGACCCUGACGGCACGCAGCGGAUCUGGAUAAACACCAAGAAGCCAAUAAACAGAAAAGGAAUGAAGUACUCCCUUCCCAUGCCCAAGGGAGGAAAGCAUGGUCGUAAUCCCAUCCUUGUGGAGGACCAGCGCGAGGCCAAGAGGUUUUCCAGCAACAUGAGCAAAAAGAAACUCAACCCUCUACAUGAAGAUUACAAUCCAGACCAGACACCGUUUGCAGUGAGGGACGUGUACUCGAGGGCAGCUCAGUUGGGUUACAUUGGAGGAAAGAACCACUACCACUUCUACUGGGAGAAGAGAAACCCUAAUGAACCCCAGAGAAGAACUGGCAAGAAGUAGGAAAGAAUGGCAUGGCAGUGGUCCUGAUGGAGGGAACGGCUGGGCAUCAGGAGUCUACAGUAAUUACAAGAUAUAUCUAUUCAUCCAGCUGGUCAAUAGCUUUGUUAAAUAAAAAUAAUAUUUAA
This is a messenger RNA of Eriocheir sinensis (Chinese mitten crab), 2005 nucleotides long. Its product is annotated as RNA-binding protein NOB1-like. Bases 129 to 1880 code for a protein of 583 amino acids. Gene Ontology annotation, molecular function: RNA endonuclease activity. The record is from RefSeq and is a predicted model, not a curated record. NCBI's taxonomy places the organism in Eukaryota, Metazoa, Arthropoda, Malacostraca, Decapoda, Varunidae. Gene Ontology annotation, cellular component: preribosome, small subunit precursor. The transcript is spliced from 11 exons. Gene Ontology annotation, biological process: maturation of SSU-rRNA; ribosomal small subunit biogenesis.